Messenger RNA from Centruroides sculpturatus (bark scorpion), 1365 nucleotides. RefSeq lists its product as uncharacterized. Gene Ontology annotation, biological process: positive regulation of voltage-gated potassium channel activity; regulation of synaptic transmission, cholinergic; sleep. Lineage: Eukaryota; Metazoa; Arthropoda; Arachnida; Scorpiones; Buthidae. Bases 808 to 1317 code for a protein of 169 amino acids. The transcript is spliced from 3 exons. The record is from RefSeq and is a predicted model, not a curated record.
CAGUGUAUUCAUUAAUUUUCAUUUUCAUGUAGUAAAGGCUCUAUGCCUUCAUAAAGGAUGUACUUUUCCUUUGUUUAAGGGUAUUUGGGCAGUGUAUUCCCUGUUGUAUUCUCAAAUAAACAAUACAUACAAGCACAGUACAGUAUUUUCUGAGGAAACACUCAUACUUAUUUUUUUAACCCCAUUCCCGAUAACCCGGCAUUUUCACAAACUCGCCCACCCUUCGGUCCACAUUAGGCCAUUUUCGAGGCUCUACUGUAUUUACACAUAAAAAAAUAUUUUAAUUACAAUUAAACAUUAUUAUAAUUUUCAAGGGUAUUAAAUAGUGAGCACCCUACAAAGGAGAACUGAUCAACUGUGUGAUCAGGGUCAGAGAUAAAAACAACCACACCCAGGAAUCCAAAUUAUUACUUUGUCUGCAUUUGUUCAGUGGAAGAGAGAAUGUCACAAUAGCCAGAUUUUUGCCAUUUGAUAGGAAGUUAUCUCGUGUUCAGUAUGAUGAUCUCAGAUUUCUGCCAACAAAAGGUUGCACACCAACUGGUCAAAAGCCAGGGCUUUAGAUACUCUCUUAGCCUCUUAAUCUGAUUUGGAGAGUAUGGCAAGUGCUAGCCAGAUAAAAAGUCAUGCUGUUCUUAUUACCUAUAUACUGGAAUUUUGUAAAGCUCAUUCCAAUUGUUUGUUAGAAAAAAGGCUUUUUUUUUUUUUUUUCGUUUUUAAUGAGGAACUAAAUAGUGGAUAAUUGUUCCUUCUUUGAGUCUUUUGUCUUUGAAAUGCUUAGAGAGGAUUCUAGUAGCCUCUAGUUCCAUAAUGUUGAUAUUAAGGGAAGGCCUGUUUUUGUCAUGUUCUUUGUAUUUUGGAAAAUUUGGCACUGAUGUCAUUGGACCAGUUGUGGAUAAGUUGGAAUGGAAAGGUAGAAGCAUUAAAUGCUAUCAGUGUAGUUCGGAUCAGGAUAGAAAUGGUGGUGACGAUGUAUGCGGUGCUUAUUCUACUUUUGAUCUUGAAAGAAAUCAGCCAGUAGAAUGUUUAGGUGAAGAUGCUGUUACAACUGGUGUAUUUUGCUUCAAAAGUAUACAACAAAGUCCACGUGGUUUUAUAAAGGACGGAAGAUGGCGCACAGUAGUUCGACGGUGCGCUUCCUCGUCUCCUCGAGGCGUGAACUGGGGAUGUGACUGGGGUUACAAAGAAAAUGGUGUGUACUGGGAAGAAUGCUAUUGUACGAAAGACGGCUGUAACGGCGCCGAAUCAAGAACUGUCUCUCUCGGCGUCGUCUUGACUCUCUUGAGUGCAUCCAUUUUGGCGGCACUGUUUUCUGUAUAGUAUUCGGAACGACAAACUCAGAUAAGUUAAAUUUAUACCGAAUGUGAA